Molecule: messenger RNA, 2829 nt
Organism: Morchella importuna
Lineage: Eukaryota; Fungi; Ascomycota; Pezizomycetes; Pezizales; Morchellaceae
Exons: 11
Coding region: 1-2829 (942 amino acids)
Biological process (GO): phosphatidylinositol phosphate biosynthetic process; phosphatidylinositol-mediated signaling
Cellular component (GO): cytoplasm; membrane
Molecular function (GO): 1-phosphatidylinositol 4-kinase activity
Source: RefSeq, a predicted model, not a curated record
AUGUCGCAAUUGCUGUACCGACUGAUCACCUCUGAUCACUUUAGCGAUAACCCCUUUCUCGCUGUGGCAUAUCUGGCUCGAUAUUCUGGUCACAUAGGAAUACACCAUUUUCUCUGUACAAAGCUUCGGGAGUUCAGCUAUGAGGAGAUCGAGUUCUUCCUUCCGCAACUGUGCCAUCUACUUGUUAGCAUAGAGAAUACGGAAUCUGUGGCGCUGGAGGAGUUUAUUUUUGAGCUAUGCGAGAAAUCAGCGCAUGGGGCUCUUCUGACAUUUUGGCUGUUUCAGACGCAUCUACACGAUUUAUCGGGGGAUCCCACGUCGAGUGCGUUUAAGACAUGUAGAAGAAUCUAUAAUAAGGUGCAACAUAUAGUGUUUGGUGCAGAAGAAAGUAAGAAAAAAGAAAGAUUAAAGGAGAAUGUUCUGCCAGUUACCUUGCUGGCAAGUUUGAUUAUAGGAAGCGUUGCAGCUCCAUUUUUACCGAAGUUUGCGGGACCUUUAGCUGUUGCGCAGGCACGGAAACCGCAUGUUUAUCAAUCAAUAACAGAUCUUCCGGGAAAACUCACUCGAAGCAAAACCAUUGCGACCGGGCAACCAAGUAGACCAAAGAAAGAGCGGCCACGAGUCAAGACCUCAGACUCCACCUCAGCUGUUUCUGCUAAUCAGCCUUCACAUACCAAAUCGCCAAGAUCUCCCCACAGCACACCAACUUCGCCAGCCACCAGACCUGAGAGAAGGUCAUUUUCACUAACACGACGGUCAUCUUUCAAAUCGGAUUCUCUCAAUGUCCCACUUAUGUCACCUACCGCUUCCUCUUCUUUGCCAGAUCUUCGAAUGCAACGAAGUGUUACACUCGGUUCGUCAUCUGGGACCAAUAACAUUCGUCGCCGAAAGGAAAGGCCUUUAACUCCAGCACAGCUAUCUACGUCCAAGAAAAUUCAUAUGUUAAGAGCAAAUUACUUUCGCAACCAAACUCAGUUUCUAUCGGCAUUGGAAGAUAUAUCAAACAAGAUGGUUUUGGUGCCAAAGCCGAUCCGGCUCAGUGCUCUACGAACGGAAUUGGCUUUACUCAACAACUAUUUGCCCGCUGAAGUUGAUAUUCCAGUGAUUUGCCCUGCCACUGCUGGUCAAGAUAGUUGGCAACCUGGCCACCAUCGAGUUGUUCGCAUAAAUCCAGCUGAGGCCACUGUUCUAAAUAGUGCUGAAAGAGUACCUUAUCUCCUCAUGGUAGAGGUUUUGAGAGACGAUUUUGAUUUCGACCCAGAGAAGCCGGAUAACCAACAGCUACUUUCCACACUGCUUUCAGAUGAAGGCGCCGAAGGUUCGCGGCGGAGGAUGUUUGAUUUGUCGGAAGUUCCGCCAGCUGCGUACCGUAAUGAUAAUGGUGAAACUGAGGUAGAUAGCGUCUUCGAGCCCUCCACAGGGGAUAUCGGAACAACCCCAGUGGCCAACGGGAAUUUAGUUGAGGACGUGGAUCAAAGUAGUGAUCCGGAAGUACCCGUUGCAAAGACUACGGUGCCAGUACCACGGCUUUCUAGCGGGGCAUCAUCCAGAACCUCUGAGCGUUCCGUCACUAGAUCUGGUAGUCCAGGGCCAAGGAAGCCCUACGGUUCUUCGAGACCAAUUAGUGAAGCGCCGGAUCUAUCGGCUCUUGCGACUCAUAUGAGGAUGGCAUCUGCUAUGCUGGCCCAAUUAGACGCUAGCAGCUCAAAGCGGCCAAAGAACGAAGUCGCAGCCAUAAAAGAGAAAAUCAUUGCUAGUAUGCAGACUUUAGAGGAACAAAACUUCUUUGAAACUGCCCCCCUGCAAUCGUUUGACACAAUUAUAGCAAGUGCGGCAGUGGCAGCUCCGUUGUCGUCAACAGGAACAGAAGGCAGUGAAACGACAGCUCCAUCUAACUUGAAUGCUGAAGCUGGAGCGGCUCGCAUGGAAAACGAUCAAAAAACCUCCGGUGUGGAGCGGAAAGCAGACCGGGAUGACCCUAGUGCAGCGACAUUUGGGGAAGAAUGGACCGUCAAGAGAGAACGCAUAAGGAAGUCUUCGCCCUAUGGCUGGUGCAAAAACUGGGAUCUUCUAAGUGUAAUUGUCAAGACUGGUGCGGAUUUGAGGCAAGAAGCCUUUGCAUGCCAGCUCAUACACGUUUGUGACAAGAUAUGGAAGAAGGCUGGCAUACCAGUAUGGGUCAAGAGGAUGCAGAUCCUUGUUACUGGAGAGUCAGCGGGGUUGAUUGAGACUAUCACGAACGGCACAUCUCUGCACUCUCUGAAAAGAAGUCUCACAAUUGCGUCAAUAGCUUCAGGAAAGAACCCUAAAGGUCGAAUCGCCUCGCUCAAAGAGCAUUUUGUCAAGACUUUUGGAGAACCCGAUUCGGAGACAUAUAAAGCUGCUGUAGAUGCGUUUACCAGAUCCUUAGCAGCAUAUAGCGUGAUCUGUUACAUACUCCAACUAAAAGAUCGACACAACGGCAAUGUGUUGAUCGAUAACCAAGGGCAUAUCAUACACAUUGAUUUCGGCUUUAUGCUUUCGAACUCUCCCGGUUCUGUAGGGUUUGAAUCUGCGCCCUUUAAACUCACACAAGAAUAUGUGGACGUGCUCGGGGGUGCUCUAUCACCGGAAUUCGAAAAGUUCCGAGCAUUGUUUAAGCAAGCAUUUCAAGCAUUACGAAAGUCAGCAGACAACUUGGUGGACCUGGAAGUUAUUCCACGAGAAUGUACGACCAAUUUCAGUACUUAUCACAGGGAAUUUAUUAGAGUAGCAAGUUAUUGCGAGCAGGAUAUCACAGCUAUUUUCUCGGUAUCCCGAGCGUUUCUAAUAUUUGCAGUGUGCAUAUGA